AUGCAGACAAGUGCCGACACGGUGGAGGGCUGGCUGCUCAAGCAGGGCGCCAAGGGCCUGCGCAAGGGCUUCAAGAAGCGGUGGUUCUCGCUCCAUGCCAACCGCCUCCACUACUUCGAAAACAAGGGCGACCCGCAGGCCAAGUCCCUCGGCUUCAUCGACAUCCUCGCCGCCAGCGCCGUCGUCCCCGCCUUCCCCACGCCCUCCUCCACCAACUCCUCCACCAAGAGCGCGGGCAACUGCGAGUUUCAGGUGGUGACGCCGCAGCGCGUCUACGCGCUGGUGGCGGCGUCCGAGCAGGAGAUGAAGCAGUGGGUCGCGGCCCUGGACACCCACCGCCAGCGCCUCAUCCGCCAGAGCCGCGACGGCCAGGACGCGGCCAACCUGCGCCGCGGCAGCGUCGGCGCCCUGUCGUCGCCGGCGUCGGCCUUCGUGGCCGGCACCAGCAGCGGCCGCCCGCAGCCGCCCACCGCCCGCCGGGCCGUCCACACCAUGACGCCCCAGCAGGGCCGCCAGUUCGAGAUCGGCCGCCGCCCGACCGACGCCACGGCGACCGUCCACACCACCGAGCCCACGUCAGGCUCUGCUGGCGCUGCCAUGUCAUCAUCGCCGUCGGCCGUGUCGCGCGAGCUGAGCGGGCUGUCGCUGCAGAGCGGGUCCAACCGGCGCAGCGUGCUGUCGUCAUCGCAGACGCUCACGGCCGUCGACGACGCCGUGGCCCACAUCAACGUCGGCGACGGAAGCGAGGGCGUCGGCAGUGAAGGCGGUGGUGGCUCGGGCGGCGAAGAUGCGGGGCUCGCGCGGGAGAACAAGCGGCUUCAGUUCAAGGUGGCCGAGCUGGAGCGCGACCUGGACGAGCGCGAGGAGAUGCUCAAGGAGCUCAAGCGCGAGAUUGUGAAGGACCUGCGCGAGCUGGCCGACAAGCACCGCCAGCGCGACGACGAGAUGCGCCAACUGCGCGACGAGCUGGCCUUUGCCCACCAGAAGCUGAACGAGCUCCAGCCCCCCAAGAGCGAAAGCGAAGAAAAGAGCGAAAGCGAAAAGAGCGAAAACGGCGCCAGUGGUGACAAGGACGCGGUGAUUCGCGACCAGCAGCGGCAGAUCGAGGGGCUCAAGGCGCAGCUGCAGGAGCGCAUCGAGGAGGAAGCGGCCAAGAUGCGGGAGAAGGUGCGGUUCGCGAUCGACAAGCUCAAGCAGGAGCAGGAGGCCGAGAUCCGCAGGCUCUCCCAGCAGAAGGUCGGAGCCGCCGGUGGCGCCGGCGACGACGCCGAACAGCUGCGGCAGGAGAACGCGGCCCUGCGCGAGGAGGUGAAGCGGGUCGUGGAGAAGAUGGACGCGCUCGUUCGCAAGGCCCACCAGUUGCUGCUGGGCGCCACAGGAGCCGACGAGGGCGCGGCCGCGGUGGUCGAGCCAGAGCCAGAGCCAGUCGGCAAGCGGGCGGAUGACGUCAGCACCCUACAGGUCGAGGCGGGCGGCAAGCGGGCGGAUGACGUCAGCACCGCCAGUGACACGGAGGGAGGCGUGGUGACCUACGGCCGCAGGAAGGUCGCCCUGUCCAAGCCGGACCCGGGCGAUGAAGAUGACGAUGAAGAUGAUGAAGAUGAUGACGAUGACGAUGACGAAGAAGAAGAUGAUGAUGAAGAUGACGAAAGUGAUGAAGAGGACGAUGCGGACGACAACCUAUUGCGGGCCGAGGCGCUCUACGACUUUGCGGCCCGCAACGAAAACGAGAUCAGCUUCACCAAGGGAGAGGUCUUGAUCGUGCACGAGAAGGACACCAGCGGGUGGUGGAAGGCGGAGGUGCGAAGGAAGCGGAAGAAGCAGGGGCGAGGCAGCGCCGCCACCAGCGGCGCACCUGCGGCGGCGACGAUCGGGGUGGUGCCCUCCAACUACCUCCGCGUCCUCUACAAGGCCCCCUCCUUCAACUUUAAGCUCUCCUCUAAGGUGAAUCUGUCGAUUAGGGAACUGCAGAAGAAGUGCGGCUUCAUCACGCCUGAAGAGACGAAGAAAACCACCACGACGAAGGAAAAGAAGAAGAAGAAGAGAAAGAAGACGAGGAAGACGACGACGACGAAGAAGAACGACGACGACGCAAUCAACGCCAAUGGCGGCGGUAACGACGACGAAGGUGACGAAGAGCUGAAGAGCAUCAGGCAGCGCACGGCCUCCAUCUCGGAGAAUCGGGCCGAGAUGAUCGCCGGCGUGCAGGCCCUGCUGCUCGAGCAGCGCGGCUUCCUGGCCCGCCAGAAGGAGCUCCUCCGCACCCGCACCCCCACCGCCCGGCCCGACCUGGUGCGCGACCUGCAGGCCGGCAGCGGCGGCGGCGAGUCGACGUCCACGGGCUCGGCGGCGGCCCUGGUCCACCUCACCCGCAGCCGGCCGACGAUCUCCGGCAAGCGCCGGCCCAGCCGCCGGCUCCGCUCGGCCCACGUCAACUCCGACGUCCGAGCCCCCACCGGCGCCGGCGAAAACGAAAGCGAAAAGGAAAAAGAAGAAGAGCGAAACGAAGAACUAAACGAAAAGGAAAACGAAAAGGAAAGCGAAAGCGAAAGCGACAAGGAGGAAGAACGAGAAGAGGUGGUCGAUGAAGAGCAGGAGACGACGUCGAUGGCGACGAUGAUGAAGGAGCUGCAGUGGCGUCUGGAGAAGGCUGAGGAGGUGAUCGAGGCCAACCGAAUGGAGCUCGAGAUGGCGACGGAGAAGGAGAUGAUCCUGCGCCUCGAGAUGCGGUCGCUCUCGCUCGAAUCCAAGACCAGCCAGGCCGAGGUCGAGCUCGAGCGCGAGCGGGCGGCCGAGCUGGCGGCCAGGGUCGAGGCGCUGGCCGAGGCCGUGCGCGAGCGCGAGGCCGAGAUUGCCCUGUGGCGCGCCUCGUCCCGCACGAGCGUCCGCGCGGCGGAGAACGAAAGCGACGACAUCAAAGAAAAGAACGAAGACGGCGACGCCAACAAAGAAAAGAGCGAAGGCGAAGAGGCCCGGGUCCAGACGGGGCAGGAAAAGAACGAAGAAAAGAGCGAAGCCGAAGAGGCCACGACCGAGGUCGUCGUCUACAAGAAGAACGAAACGGUCGACGCCUCGUCGUCGGAACGGCUGAUGGAGGAGAUCAUGGCGCGCAACCGGCGGGUGGAGGAGCUAGAGCUGGAGGUGCGCGAGCGCGGCGAGGUGAUCGAGAAGCUGAUGAUGGAAGUGCGUGCCCGCGAGGAGGAGAAGGAGCGCGAGCGCGAACGGGCCGACGCCGAGAGCUGGUGGACCGAGGAGCGCCAGCGCCUUCUCGGCCUCAUCGGCACACCACCACCCACCGCACCCGAUGCUGACGUCAGCACUGCCGCGUCAACACCCACCACGCCCACCACCUCCACCGAGCCGGCGCCUGCUGAGCCCGACGUUGCCAGGGGAAACGUUGCCGAGGUCGAAGAGCUGAGAGAGCGUGCGCAGCGGCUCGAGGCGGAGAAGGCGGCGCGCCGAGAGGAGGAGCACAUCGGCGAGGAGCUCAUCCGUCUGCAGGCCCAGCUCAUCGCCCACAUGGUCGGCAUGGUCGCGGCCGAUCCCACCGCCGCCGCCACCACCACCGCGGCCCAGCCGUCGCGCGAGGACCAGGCGGCCGAGGUGCGCCAGCUGCUCGAGGAGCUGGACUACCUGGCCCGCAAGCGGCAGGCGCUCCUCGCGGCCCGCAAGGAGCUGGCGGCGGCGGCCGACGCUGACGGCGGCGCCGCUGAGACGCCGGCCGUCCGGGCGAGGCGUGCGACGACGGUCAUGGCGAUGAGGCGGCGCUCGAUCUUCCCGGCCGGCGCGGCCCCGCCGCCACUGCCCUCGCUGCCGUCGCUGGCCUCCUCGCUCGAGAAGGCCGCCACGUCAUCAGUUGUUAAUGAGGCUGCUGACGUCAGCAAGCCCGAGAAGGACGACGCCGCGCCUGAUGACGACGACGAUGAAGGGGAAGAGGAGGUGAGGCCAACGGUGGUGAUCGGCGACAAGCGGGAUUCGGGUGGGCGGGAGCGCUCGAAGAGGCUGUCGUCACCGCUGUCGCCUCCGCCGCCGGACGGUCCCCUCAUGCGGGCCAAGGAGAAGAAGAUCCGCAAGCUGACCGCCAAGCUGGCCAAGAAGAAGAUGGAAGGCCGCGAGGUUACGGUGGGGGCCGGACCGGAGUGGGUGCUGGACGUGAUGGUGCCGGAGUGCGUCGGCUGCCACGCGCAGUUCACCCUCAUCAAACGCCGACACCACUGCCGCAACUGCGGCAAGGUGUUCUGUGGGAAAUGCACAUCGCUCUCGUGCAGCAUCGAGGAGCUGGGCUACACGGAGCCCGUGCGCGUGUGCGAACCCUGCUUCGCGGUCCUCCACACCAACCAGCGGCGGCGGCCAUGGUGA
This is a messenger RNA of Acanthamoeba castellanii str. Neff, 4359 nucleotides long. RefSeq names its product FYVE zinc finger domain containing protein. NCBI's taxonomy places the organism in Eukaryota, Discosea, Longamoebia, Acanthamoebidae. The record is from RefSeq and is a predicted model, not a curated record. The transcript has 8 exons. Gene Ontology annotation, cellular component: early endosome membrane. The coding region runs from base 1 to 4359 and encodes 1452 amino acids. Gene Ontology annotation, biological process: endosomal transport. Gene Ontology annotation, molecular function: metal ion binding; protein binding.